Messenger RNA from Cololabis saira (Pacific saury), 8649 nucleotides. RefSeq names its product KN motif and ankyrin repeat domain-containing protein 1-like. The transcript is spliced from 11 exons. The record is from RefSeq and is a predicted model, not a curated record. Gene Ontology annotation, cellular component: cytoskeleton; cytoplasm. Bases 116 to 3754 code for a protein of 1212 amino acids. Gene Ontology annotation, molecular function: protein binding. NCBI's taxonomy places the organism in Eukaryota, Metazoa, Chordata, Actinopteri, Beloniformes, Belonidae. Gene Ontology annotation, biological process: negative regulation of actin filament polymerization.
AUGUGCACUGAAGAGCAGCCACGAAGGUCGACGGACUGAGGAGUGCAUCCCUGACUGCCAGGGGAUCGAUUUGAGUUAUCAAUCAGAAGUCAGCAGCUUCCAGGACGGUACCAUCAUGAAGCGGCUCAGCCUGAAGCGGAGGCCCAGGGCGGCUCCUAGUAAUGUGGAAAAAACUCCCAGCGGCAUCUCAUCCAGUCAGUGGCGUUCUGCAGAGUCGCUGUCAUCAUCUGGCGCUGAUGAUACGAGGCUCCUGGGCAUGUCUUCCGCUGCACGAGGUAGGCCUCCUCUUCCUCCGCCGCACGGUUCCUCGCUGGACAGCAGACCUUCAAAGAGUGACGGUGCAAGCAUCUCGAAUGAGGCCAAGCCUCAACCAGCUGCAAGGCACCUCGCUUCACAAAGACGAAGCCCUGUGAUAGAAAAGGCCGAAACCAAGAUACACUCCGAUCAGGUUGUGAUGAGCCCGUCUCCGCCGCAGCCCUUCCCCCGUCGCCGACUAGCCAGCUUUGGAGGCGUGAGCUCCCCCGGGUCCCUGUCCCCCUUCACUGGCCUUGGUGCAUAUAAUCAGAACAACAAUGGGAACAAGCCUGAAUCUGAUACAAAUUCCCAUCUCAGCUCAUCCCUGGGAAGCAGAGGCAGCACAGGCUGCUUGAGGCUGAGCCCGCAGAGCUCUGGCAGGGUGACUACAGUGACGGGUCUCGGGUCCCUUCAUCUCCAGCACGUCCGGGAACAGAUGGUGGUCGCUCUGCAAAAGCUGAAGGAGCUAGAGGAGCAGGUGAAAAUCAUCCCCAUCCUCCAGGUAAAAAUCUCAGUCCUCCAGGAAGAAAAGAGGCAGCUGUGCUCUCAAAUGAAGAACCUGAGUGACAAUGAGAACACAAAUGUCAUCUGGAAAAGACCAUUUGGCACAGAAGGGUCUGGCGCUGAGAAUAACAUGAAUACUGAAUUAGAUCCUGAAGGUGUUGCAGACAGCAACAGCACAGACUUUAAGGGGUUAAGACAACUGGCUGAAGAGAUGAAUGCGUUGGAAAGAGCCAUCACAGAUGAACGCUUGCAAGCAUGGCAUGGAAAAUGUCACAAGCGCAUCGACAACGAGGCUUUUAAAUCAAUUGCAGUUGGAACUGAUCUAGAUAUGAAUAUAUUCUCUAAACCCUCAAGAGAAUACAAAUGCGUGCACACGGAUCAGGUGGAGACGAGGUCCGUUGCAACAGAAGUAUCUGAGAUUAAUCUUGGGAUUUUCUCAGAACAGGAAGCAGAACUUGUUGCCCAGCAACUGCUUAAUGGUGCGUUGAAGGAGAGAAUUUGCCAUUUAGAGGCAGAGUUAAAGGAAUCAGCCUUCCAGGCAGAGUUGACCCGUUUGAAGCUGGAGCUUCAUGCUGCAGGAGCCAGGAACCGAGUUGACAAGGCCUGCUCCGCUAAGCCACCCGCUGCAAGCGUUGGCACGGAGACAAGGCCUCUUACCAGAAGUCAAGGAGUUGGCAAUCACACAGAUCUUCAAGAUGCCAGCACGGGAGAGACAACCGAGGUGAAAACCACUGGGGUAUCUUGUGAACCUAAGACUGAGGACAUCUGCACAGGGCCAGAUGUUCCCAUGAACCAGUGGGAGAUUAGGGAGCGAGUGGAGACCAGGGAAAUGGCCGUGGGGGUCCGGGUUUUCACCAGGACUCAAGGAGUUGGGACAGAGAUAAAAGUCUGUGAUGCAGAAAGCAACACGGAGGUACCGGUGGAGGAUCUGGGAUCCAAGAAAGAAAAGAUAGUGUGUCAUUCAGUGGGAUGUGGAGAAUUUUCUGUUGACAUAUGCUGCGAAGCAAAGGAAAUGGUUUCUCAAGGUAUAGCAACAGAUCGAGUGAGAGGAGUUGAGAUGGGGACCAUGGCAUCGCCUCAAACGGCUUCACAGCGUACCAACACUGUAUCUCAUUCAGUGUCCCGCUUCACAAACACCAGACCAGCCUUCAGCAAUGACUCCAGCACAAAUACCCUCCUCACAACCCAAGACAAGCACACCAACACCGCGCACACCUUCACUCGGACUGUAUCUGUCGGCAGCAGGGUUAGAGACAUUACCUACACGGCAGAAUAUCGUACAGUUGGCGUCAACACUGCAAGCCUCUCUGAAAGUAUUUCAAGGCAAACACCAGAGACCGUGACCAAGGUGACUCGAGACUCCGGUGUUGGAUUCACAAACAUUUAUGACAAUUUUUUGGUUGGACUUAAAACUCGAAAUAUGGCCUCUGGACCAUCCCGCCUUCCUGAUCCCACAAAGACAAAGAGCAUCGGGGUGGGUGAUGGGAGAAUACAGGAGUUCUCUGUUUCAUCAACUACACCCAUUCUGAAGCUCCCGCAGUGUACGCAACUCCAGUGGGACCAUGAGCUCAAACACUACAUAGAAAAGAUGCAUAGACUCUUGAGGGAGCACGGAGACCUGCUUACCGGGGCCUGCACAGACCAGUACGCCAGCCCAAAACCUCUCAGGAGCAGAGCUGUAACAGAAGGAGGGACGGAAAUACAUCCACUCACCCGUCAAGCAGCAGCAAACGCGGAUAUGCUGUCGCCAUGCCACCCCUCAACUGACUCCUGUAAGAGUGCCAAAGGAAAUCCAGAAAUAUGCCUGCAGAGUGGUAACAACUCGGAGGUGAAGAGAAUGAUUCAAAUGUUAGAGGAGCAGGCGUCCUCUGCUCUGCAAGACAGCUCAGCUAAUACCCAUAAGCCUCAGCCUUUGAUGAAGAAACAGAGUGGUGAGCAGAGCUGCAGCAGCAGCAGGAAAAGCAUGAAGUUCAUGAAGGCGACUGCAGGAUUGGACCCCAUGUCAGCUCACAAGCAUGACGCAGAAGGAAGAAGAGGGCAGGAAACAUUUAGGGAUCCUUCUCAAGACAUAAUCCAAACGAGAAGAAGAAAAGAUGUCUCCAUCAGGGGGUCAGAGGGGACUGCAAAGUUACACAGGCAACAGAGGUGUAAAUUCAGUGAAAGGAUGUUUUCCGCUUGUCAAGCCUUAAAGAUGCACCUGAGUGGUGAUGCAGUUCUAUCCAGCAGGGAACUGCAGGACUGUCUGCACACAAUACAACAGGAGUGGUUCUCCGUUUCCAGCCACAAGUCGGCUCACCCUGACGCAGUGGGGGACUACUUAUCUGCGUUUCGAGCCGUUUCGCCCUCCGUGUUGCAGCAUGUAGCCAACAUGGCUGAUGGGAAUGGAAACACAGUGCUGCACUACAGUGUUUCUCACUCCAACUUCGCCGCUGUCAAAAAACUGCUUGAUUCAGGGGUGUGUGAUGUCAAUCAGCAGAACACAGCGGGUUACACGCCCAUCAUGCUGGCUGCGAUCGCAGCUGUGGAAGAUCCAGAGGACAUGAGAGUGGUGGAGCAGCUCUUCGCGCAAGGAGAUGUGAAUGCCAAAGCCAGCCAGGCUGGUCAGACUGCCUUGAUGCUUGCCGUGAGCCACGGCAAAAUGGACAUGGCGCAGGCCCUCGUGGUACAGGGGGCCCAAAUCAAUAUCCAGGACGAUGAAGGCUCCACUGCGUUGAUGUGUGCGAGCGAACACGGCCACGCUGACAUCGUUAAGCUGCUGCUGGCGCAGCCGGAGUGUGAUGCCACCCUGAGAGACAGCGAUGAAAGCACAGCCCUGUCGGUCGCCUUGGAGGCAGGACAUAAUGAGAUUGCAGUGCUCCUUUACGCUCACGCCAACUUCUCCAGACAGAUGGGGGCCCUAGCUCGACACAGUGGCACCUUCCCCUCUUCUCCAGGAGGAAGGAAUAUGCUUGAGUGAGGAGAUAUCGCAGAAUUAAUUAAUCUGAAAGCAAGUUUACAUCAAAAGGAGCAAGAUUGACUUUUGAAAUAAGCCACUGAAAUCCUUUCCUGUUCAUAGCAGCAUGUUCACCCUCACCGUUGAGCGCUUGAAGGUAUACAGAAAUGGAUUUACAUCCAGUAUUUACCAUUGACUCCUUUACCAUUUUAAGCUGGAUGAGUUGGAGCUCAGUUUCUGAUGACUUUUUAAGAUGAUUAGUUUUGUUUAUUGAUAUUGCGCAGCUAAAGACGUAGCUCAUGUAAAAAGCUGUCGCCCGGCGAGAUUACAGUUGUACAGCAGAGUAGAUGAUGAUUCUAUGAUCAUAACGAAAGACAUCAUUACUUCUUUAAAAUAUUAAAGUUUUCUUUUCUCUUGUUACCCUGAAAAAAAAAGAUGGUCAGCGUGGUCAGCGGUCCUAGCUCUUUUCCUCUGCGAUACAAAGGUUCCUCUGGAUUUGACUUUGAUGUCCGGCGACGGCUCAGACGGAUGCAGAAGACACUCGAGAUGCAGUUGGAUACACAAAUAACCAAUUAGCAAAAGUGACGCCCGUCAUCUUGGUCGUUUUGACUUGUGGCUCUCGGGCUCUUGUACAAGUCAUCGCGUGAGGCCCCCCUCCACCGCAGUGCGAUCGGUUCGGUACAUUCUUUACUGGUGUGAAUGGGAGGAGUUACAGACGUAUUUCAUGCUGACUAAUCCGAAGAAAAAUGAUAAAAACAGGGAAUUUUGUACAUCAGUCUAUUUACUGGAAGAUUUAGCUAACAAAGAUGUAUUUGUAGUGAAUAUUUUACUACAUACUGCUUUACAAUGCAAAUUAGAGUACGUUUGGUAAGUUAUGGACACCUUUUACUUGUUAGUGAAGUACGGAUAUCUGUAGGCUCAUGAGACGGUGACUCACAAAAAGCAAAGAAAAGAAAAUAAUUUAGAAAUAGGAGCGAUAAAAUAAAAAACAACAGACGAAACGUUUCUGUGAAAUCUCCUGGUUUUCUGUACUAAUAAUGUCAGUUCUUUGAUGUUGAUUUCAUGUAGAUAAAUUAUUGAGCUCUUGGGGAGUCAAACUGGUGGAUACCAUUUCUAGAGAUGCACCGAUCAACCGACAACCGAUCGGGAUCGACCGAUAAUGCCCCUAUCGGUUUUGAUCAGAGUUCUCAAAAUAGGUCAAAGCAGGCCGAUCCGAUGACGUUUACAAGAACAAACUGCAGCCAGGGUGUGCAUUCCCACAUCUCAGACCCAGGUCUCCCCAGGAGGCAUGACAGUCUCUACAAAACAUCAACACUGAAAAUGGCUUCGCCAUUGUGAGAGUUUUACAAUGUCCGAAAAGGACAACAAAUUUGCAGUUUGCAAGGUGUGUGCAAAGGAGAUACCCCGAGGAGGAAUGUUACAAAAAAGAUUCAACACAAUGAAGCUGAUAAGACAUUUGAAAGUUUCUCACACGAAGGAGUAUAUUGCAGGCAGAGAAAGUAAAGGAGCAUGCAGCAACACUAACUCAGCUGAACCUAACAGAAACCUAUAAACGACAGCAACAACAGCAAGAAAAAUAAAGAACUACAUCAUGAGGUAAUGGAUUCAUAUGCCUUGAUCAUCAGACGUUUUUUGUUGUAGAAGACGUUGGGUUUAAACGCAUCGUUACCUUUCAUAAUUAAUUUUUAUUUUAAGAUUUAAUUCCUUUUUCCUCAGGAAAACUAAGGUUUAGAGAUUACAACUCUACAACUAUCAACUCUAAGAGACUGAAAUAUCUGCUGUUGUCUGUGUUGGUGCACUGCAGAUGUGUUGUACACAUAAUUAUUACCACAAGAAAAAGCUUAAGCUAGUAAACUACACUUACUCUUUGUAAGCUGAGCCCAAGUCUUUGAAAGUCAUCUCUAAGAGUCUCUAGAGUUUGAAAUAUUGCACAUUGCCUCAGCCUGCAAUAAAACAGUCAAUUCAUGAUACUUUCUCAUCUAAUGUUGAUACCUAAUAAUACAAUGUCAGUGUUGUUUACAUGAAACAACAAAAUUGUAGAAUUGAUGGAUUUAACGCUGUGAUCGGUGAUCGGAAAUAUUGGGAUCGGCAGAUACCGCUUUUGGUGAUCAGUAAUCGGCCCUCAAAAUACUGAUUGGUGCAUCUCUAACCCGUGCUACCUUAUGCAGCCACGGAGAGCAUUUGUUGAGCAUUUCUUUUACUUUAAUGAUCAAUUUUAAAUAUCACAACCAUUAAUUAAGUUUAGAUAACUUUUCAUUUGUUUUAUUCUCGUUUCUUUGCACUUUGAAAACUUCAACAAGUUGCACACGUCUCUGAAAACGCAUGAAUAGGUUUUUGGAGGUAUUUGUAAGGUUUGAUUUUAGCAGAUUUCUUUAAUUUUUUCCCGAUUAUUGUUCACAUUGUCUCUUUUAUGAUGUAGGGGACACACGUUUUUAUUCCUCCUGACCCACAGCUCUCUAACACAAAAACCAUGAACCCCCUCACUGCUAUUUCAUUCAUUUCCUCAAUUUUGGGAGGGUUUUUUUCACCGACACUUUGAUGAAGAUGGCUCAGAAACAUCUCCUCAGAGAUCAGCUGUGAACGACUGGUUUAUCGGGUGGCUUUGUGACCUUGCGCUGCAAACCCUGAUCAAAGCGUGACUGAAGUGCUCCCUGUUUGCGUCGCUGUGGGCUCAAACUGAAUUUGCCAUGCAGGAGUCGUGCAUCAUUUAUCAAGUAUUCCCAGUGCUCCGUGCUCCGCGGUUCUGGCUCGUUUAAUGAAUAUUCACGACCACGUGCCGCUCAUUUGUAAAAGCAUAAAAUUCAUAUUUCUCACAAUUGGGCUGAUUUCAACACGGUGGCUUGUCUUCCGUUUCCUGCACCGGCUUUCCUUCGUCUUUUUGUUUCCUUUCCCAGCCUUUGACACAUCGUUUAAAAUGCGUUGUUUGGCUCCACACGGCAGGAACGCUCCCUUCAUCAGCAGCUUCGAGUCGAUUCCAGCAACAGCAAUAAAAAAAAUAAAAAAUACACAAGGUCCCCCAUUUUAAAUUUACUGUUGCCAUGGUAACAGCAAUUUUGAACAAGAGGAUCUUGAAAACAUACUUCUUAAAUUGUAUCUCUUUUUUUAUACUGAAAUUGCUCAAUAUUCAAGUCAUGUAAUGUAAGUUGAGCAGCAGCUCAUCCACAUUUUAUUAGUCAUUGGAACUGACGCUGAUAUAUUAUAAGCUACUUUAUUUAAAAUUAAAACGUAGACAUGUCAUAUGAAGAUGAUAUGCAAAAAAGAAAAUAUAAUGAUAAUUAUGCAAAGCAAUCCCUUUGUAAACUCAGUUCCAGCAUCUGUGCGACACUGUUUUUGGCGCGUGAUUGAUUCUGAUUAAUAAUCACAUAAAAUUAUUUCAUACUUUAGAGCUGCAAGCACUGCAGACUGGGAUUCUGUGCUCCUGCAGCUUAAAUGUUGAUGGAGUGUUUAAAACGACAAAUAUUCUUUUUUUAUUUGAGCCAUAACGUGCUGGAUGGCAGUGGAACUACCAUAUCAAAGACUGAAGCCAAAGGCAUUACAAAAACCGGUCCAGCCUGCAACAUCCCUGGUACAUGAAACGUUUCUGAUGUUGGGGUCGUGGAUCGCAGCAUAUUGCAGCCAAUAAGGAAAAGAUCAGAGGAAGCUUAAAGACCCUGGAAAGCUGUUUCAACCCGAUGCGGCGGCAGUGGUUACGGGUUUAAGUCCUAACCUGGCUCUUGAACAAAAUCAGAUUAAAGUUUUUCAGACAUGGCUCAGUGAGCUGUUUAAUUUCGACCACACAUUUAGAGCAUGUAUGGAGUCACUCGAGGCCCUUUUCACUACAGGAUAGCUCAUUGGCAAACAACUUUAUAGCAAUAUAAAACAUAUAGAGCUUGCUCUGCUACCUUCAGUGACCAGAUAUUGAUCCAUAAUGCUGAUAUAGACUUCUGGGAUGGCUACGGUGUCUGAAAUAAUCAUACAUUUACCUUAUCAUCUUGAAAGAGAUGACACAUUGAUGCCGCGCUCACAACUUCCCUGCAUCGACCUUUAACACAAUGACAUUACAAUGUCAUAACUUUACUGAGAGUUGGGUGUUGAGUUCCAAAUCAUUGAAUUUUAUUAUUUUGAAUAGUUUAUGUGCCGACAUUUUGCCGUUUGUUAGCUUUAUUCUCUGGAGCCUGGUUGGAGGGGAAUAAUAUAUCAUCUCACAUUGUGUGAGCUGUCUUCUCUUGCCUGUUUUAUAUUUUUCUUGUAAUCUGCCAAAAUAUUUCAGCCCAUUUUGGUGGGUUUCAGCUCAUUAGGGGUUCCACCACUGCCAGCAUGUCAGUCAUAACCAUCAUAAAGGAAUGUGGUCUCUUUCUGUGCCGCGUAAUUUUCUGGAUGUGUGUGUGGCUUGUCGAUCUCCCGUUAGCAUCAAUUAUUUGAAGUGUUUUUUUUUUUGAUGACUUCAUCAGUCUCUCACACUGUUGCAGAAGAAUUUUGGUCCAGUCCUUACAAUGUUACUUCACUGAGCUUGUUUUUAUUUUAUUUAUUUAUUUACUUCCUUGCUUAGCUCUCUUCCUGCCACAACAUUUCAGCUGGGCUGAGAUCUCAGCCUUUAGUUGAACCUGGUUUCUCUGGGUUGUGUUUCUUUAGGUAUGAAGGUCAGACAGAUCUGCUCUGGCCUCAUCCGUCCUAAGGACAUUGUUCCUUAAAUCUUGUGUUUUGUUCAGAUGCAGCUUUGCCAUGCGUCUGUGUGCUUUUUAAACAGAGUACCCUUUCUCCUGGUAACCCCUCUAAACAAACAGAACAUGUACAAUUAUUAAUAGAUUUUUUGUAUUUUCCAGAGGGCACAAUCUUGACUUUAUAGUAAAUUUAUCAGGAUUUCUACUCCUGGGCAGACUGUUGAUUGUCUUUGUGAGCAAUAAAUGUGGAACCCCAAAUUGCUUUUCCUGAUUAAAGUG